Molecule: messenger RNA, 592 nt
Organism: Lactuca saligna
Lineage: Eukaryota; Viridiplantae; Streptophyta; Magnoliopsida; Asterales; Asteraceae
Source: the annotation of a GenBank genome assembly
AUGGCUCCCUUAAUCAACCGAUUUCCUGCGCCGUAUUCCACUUUGAAGCUCCGAUUUGGAAAGGUUGGAGAGAUUUUUUGGGUUUCAUGUUUCUGGUCUGUUUUCUUCUCUUGUGAGAUGUCUGCCUCUAUUAUUUCACACCGAUGGAGAAGAAGACGGCGAACCAUCGUCGUCGUACCUUCGUCUGUAAUUGAAGAUCCAGGUCUUCAUAUUUGCAACCGAUCAAAUAGGUAUUCCCAAAUACCCAUGAAAACUGACAAUCAGUGGUAUUCGGAGAUCGACGAGUGCAUGUGUCGACUUCUUAAUCACAAAAUCGGCGGAAGUGGUGGUGGUGGUGUUAUUUGGAGUAAGGAAUGGAAGGGUUCUGUAGCAGGGGCACAGAUGAAAUUUAAGGAUAAACGGCCUUAUACAAGCCAGGAAGGCCAAUGUUGUGGAUGCUACCCAAGGAUUGGGCAACAAGGAUUAUGGAAUGGAUAUUGCUGAGGCAUCAUGUCAAAUGCUUGAGUUUAUUAAUCAUUCCAACAUAAAGGCCACAGAUGACAUUACAAUUCAAAUUAGCAAUAAAGUGAAAAGAUGCACUUCAAACAAGAAU